Messenger RNA from Pteropus alecto (black flying fox), 2712 nucleotides. RefSeq names its product tripartite motif containing 15 (gene TRIM15). Lineage: Eukaryota; Metazoa; Chordata; Mammalia; Chiroptera; Pteropodidae. Gene Ontology annotation, molecular function: protein binding; zinc ion binding. The record is from RefSeq and is a predicted model, not a curated record. The transcript is spliced from 7 exons.
AUGUAAUCAGUAUAAAAAUUAGUGAUGUGAUAUUUCACUUUCACUGGUGCUGUCUUUGAAAUCUGGAGUGUAUUUACACUGGCUACUUCUAAAUGCUUAGCAGCCACGUGUGGCUGGGGCUCAUGUGUUGAACAGCGAAGCUCCAAGGGCUGCACUCUUGGGCUGAGGUGGUAGGAGCAGGGAGGGUGGGAAGGGAAGAUGAUGUACAAAAUAGCUGAAGUGCAAAGGGAGCAAGACAGGGUGGAAGUCUGACCAUCAAAGAGGGAAUGGAAGGAAUUUUUCCUUGGUUAUAAUUACAGUUCAGGUGAGUGGAUGAAGAACCAUGACUGUUUGAUCAUUGUCUUGGCUCGAAGUUCGGGAAAAGCACAGGGCUGGAAGCUGGCAAACUUGGAUUAACGCCCCCUCUUCGGCUUUCUACCUCUGUGACCUAGGGGAAGUCAUUUUGUCUUUCAGUUUACAUUUCUUUCUCUGUAAAAGGAAGGUAAUCAUACUUUCCCCCAAAGGUUGUCAUCAGAUUGGAUAUAAUAUAAAAAUACUAAAUGUCAGACAAAUGUGGUUAAAUUUGUUUAUCUCAUUGACUCAUCGAGUUUUCUAAAUUUUUUCAACAUGAAUCAUUUGUAUUAUAAUCCUUUGCCUUCUCCUACCUGCAGUUAAAAAUGAAAAUUGAAGUACAAUGUUGCCAAAACUCCAGUGAGGACACUGAUGUUGGAGGGUGGUGGGGGUUAGGAGUUUAGAGGAUAUAAGGUGAGUCAGGAAAAGGGGGGCAGAGGAAGGGGUCCAUGAGCCGUCGCCACUAGUGAACCUGCAACAUCUGAACAGAGCCCCCAGAGUCCCGGGAGUCGCCACCCACUCCGGCUAACUUUGCUGCUGUGGGCGUGCCUCAAAGCCAGCAGUUUAUGGCUCCCACCUGCUCAGUCGAAUAGAAAGCAGUGUCAUCUUCUCAAUCUUCCCACCCCACUGUCACUAAGGAAGGGAUUCCAGGAAACCCCAUCUCCCUGUGACCUCAUGACAUGUUCUGCUCCCCAACCCAGGAACCUGAAAGUCCAAGAGUGGAGAAAAGUCUGUCCAGGCCGCUGCUGGGAAAUGCUGGGUAAUUCGAGAUGCCUUGGAGUUUGGACCCACUUUGCUGAUGGGUGGUAGCCAGGGUUCUGGGAAACACAAGAGGUGGGGCCAGGUGGAUUCUCUGCCUGGACAUUACUGCCUUCCUUUCUCUUGGCCUCCUAUUCUUUUCCCUCUGUGACUCAUGUGAAAGUGACUCAGUUUCAGAGAAAGAAAAUUUAUGUGGCCUGAGGCAGAGGUCUGAGUGAAAGAGCUGGGAAAGGCACUGAGAUGCCCUCAACUUCCUCCCACAAGGGGGUUGCCUGUCUUGCCUGCAAGGGACCCCUGGAGGAUGCAGUGACCACCUGUGGACACACCUUCUGCCGGCUGUGCCUCCCUCCACCCUCCCACAGGGGGGCCCAGCCUUCCAGCAGGGUUCUGCUCUGUCCCCUUUGUAAGGAGAAAGAGAAGACUGAGAUCCUCAUGGCCCCCGUGCCCCUGGGCCCUCUGGGGGAGACGUACUGCAAGGAACAUGGUGAGAAGAUUUACUUCUUCUGUGAGAAUGAUGCCGAGUUCCUCUGUGUGUUCUGCCGAGAAGGUCCCACCCACCAAGCCCACACCGUGGGCUUCCUUGAAGAUGCCAUUCAGCCCUACCGGAAUCGUCUCAGGAGUCGAUUGGAAGCUCUGAGCAUGGAGAGGGAUGAGAUUGAGGACAUAAAGAGUCGGGAAGACCAGAAGAUCCAAGUGCUUCUGACUCGGAUUGAAAGCAAGAAGCAGCAAGUAGAAGCAGCCUUUGAGAAGUUGCAGCAGGAGCUGAGGAAACAGCAUUGUCUCCUGCUGGCCAGGCUGACUGAGCUGGAGCGGCAAAUCUGGAAGGAGAGGGACGAGUACAUCUCAAAGGUUACUGAGGAGGUCACCUGGCUUGGAGUCCAGGUCAAGGAGCUGGAGGAGAAGUGUCAGCAGCCAGCAAGUGAACUUCUACAAGAUGUCAGAGUCAACCAGAGCAGGUGUGAGAUGAAGACUUUUGUGAGUCCCGAGGCCAUUUCUCCUGACCUUGUAAAGAAUAUCCGUGAUCUCCACAGGAAAAUAGUUAUCCUCCCAGAAAUGAUGGGUACCUUCUCAGAAAACUUGGUGCGUCAUCUGGAAACAGAUUCAGGGGUCGUCAUCCUGGACCCUCAGACCGCCAGCCGGAGUCUGGUGCUCUCCGAGGACAGGAAGUCAAUUAGGUACACCCGGCAGAAGCAGAACCUGCCCAACAGCCCCCUGCGCUUCGAGAGCCUCCCGGCAGUGCUGGGCUCCGCGGGCUUCUCCUCCGGACGCCACCGCUGGCAAGUGGAGGUGCAGCUGGGAGAGCGCGGCGGCUGCAUGGUGGGGGUAGCGGGGGAGGGGGUGAAGAAGAGGGGAGAACAGGGCCUGAGCACCGACGAGGGAGUCUGGGCCGUGAUCUUCUCUCACCAGCAGUGCUGGGCCAGCACCUCCCCGGGCACCGACCUGCCGCUGAACAACAUUCCGCGCAGCAUGGCGGUCGCCCUGGACUACGAGGCGGGGCAGGUGACCCUGCUCAACGCUUAGACCCAUGCAACCAUCUUCACCUUUACCGCCUCCUUCUCCGGCAAAGUCUUUCCUUUCUUCGCCGUCUGGAAAAAAGGUUCCUGCCUUACUUUGAAAGGCUAA